AUGAUAAGGCAGGUUAAGUAUCGGGCGGUGGCAGCCGACGUCUCUCCCUCCUUCCCCAUAAAACCGAUCUGCGUUAAAUUCUCGCUGUCUUUUGACCACGGUUCAGAAGUUUAUGAAAGAAAAGAGCGCCAGGUUCGGAGUGUGCCAACAAUCAUUGAUGAGGAUGCUGAAGAGCUAAUUGAUCAACAGGAAAUUUUUGAUUAUAUUAGAGAUAUACAGGAUCCAGAACACCCAUAUACACUGGAAGAGCUGAAGGUGGUAACAGAAGAUUCAAUUGAAGUGAAUGAUAAACAAAGUCAUGUUAGUGUUACUUUUACACCAACGGUUGAGCAUUGCAGUUUGGCAACUACUAUUGGACUUUGCCUUCGUGUUAAACUUAUGCGUAAUCUCCCUUCUCGUUACAAGGUGGACAUAAGGGUGGCACCUGGGACUCAUGCAACUGAAGCUGCUGUGAAUAAGCAGUUAAAUGACAAAGAACGGGUAGUAGCAGCUCUGGAGAAUCCUAAUCUAAUGUACAUGAUCGACAGGUGCUUAGAACCAACCUUUUAUUAUUGAUCUUGGUUGGGGCCUCCUCCCAGAAUUAUGGAGACCACUGUUUGUAUGUUUCUCCUGCCUUCUAUCCCAUCACUUUAUCUUACUGCUGUUUUGAAUAUUUCAAGGAUCUCACUUGUAUAAUUGUAUUGAUUUUGUGAACUAUGAUUAUUUUGGAACAUAAAAAUUCCUGUGAUCAAUAAAAGCAAAUAGUUUUGACA
Molecule: messenger RNA, 752 nt
Organism: Musa acuminata AAA Group (dessert banana)
Lineage: Eukaryota; Viridiplantae; Streptophyta; Magnoliopsida; Zingiberales; Musaceae
Product: protein AE7-like
Exons: 7
Coding region: 1-555 (184 amino acids)
Biological process (GO): iron-sulfur cluster assembly
Source: RefSeq, a predicted model, not a curated record